UGGCGAACUAGGAAUAAUGGUAUAAGAGCAGCUGUAGGAACGAGGCGAUCUGCUGCAUCGCUGCAUGCGCUGGCUUAUCACCUUAUUUUUCUUCGGAAUAUACACCUUUACCUGCAGAAUAAGGCAAUUAAUGGCGUCUCCUCCCCCAGCAUACGACACGUCUACUUCUCUAGGUGCAGAUUCGGUAGAUCCUGAUCAAACCACGCACCCGUGGCUAACGCCAACGGCUAUUCUCCCCAGCUAUUCCACCUCAAGUCCUUUAUGUUGGAUGGAGGAGGAAGCUCUAGGAAUUCUUCGAACAUCGCACGAUUUUGACGCCAUCAGACUUAUCUGCAGAUUUGUUCCUAGUUUGGAUCCCUCCGUUGCUGCUGCCUUAUUAUCCGCACGGCGGAAUGGUUGGCUAAAUGCCUUUUGAAGAUCGUUUGCCGGCGUCAAGCCAUCUAAGAGCCUCCUUGCGACUCUCCCAUAUCCACGGCCAAGGCGAUCGUGGAUAUCAUCAGACGGAGACGGUUGUCACCUGCGCCAGA
Molecule: messenger RNA, 527 nt
Organism: Mollisia scopiformis
Lineage: Eukaryota; Fungi; Ascomycota; Leotiomycetes; Helotiales; Mollisiaceae
Exons: 1
Coding region: 131-415 (94 amino acids)
Source: RefSeq, a predicted model, not a curated record